This is a messenger RNA of Phytophthora infestans T30-4, 426 nucleotides long. Its product is annotated as H -translocating Pyrophosphatase (H -PPase) Family. Gene Ontology annotation, cellular component: membrane. Gene Ontology annotation, biological process: proton transmembrane transport. Lineage: Eukaryota; Oomycota; Peronosporomycetes; Peronosporales; Peronosporaceae. The coding region runs from base 1 to 426 and encodes 141 amino acids. Gene Ontology annotation, molecular function: diphosphate hydrolysis-driven proton transmembrane transporter activity; inorganic diphosphate phosphatase activity. The record is from RefSeq and is a predicted model, not a curated record. The transcript is spliced from 2 exons.
AUGGGUAUGAUGGUGGCUGUCUACUCGAACGCUCGUACCACGGUCUCGGCCAUGAAGGAGGGUGCUCGUGGCUGGCGUGACUCGUUCAACACGGCCUUCCGUGCCGGUGCUGUCAUGGGCUUCGGACUGAGCUCCAUGGCUCUGCUGGUGCUGUUCAUCCUGAUCAAGGCUUUCGAGACUCAGUACCCUCUGUCGACUGACCACAAGAAGUUGUUCGAGGCCAUCUCGGGCUACGGUCUGGGUGGUUCGUCCAUUGCCAUGUCGUGGAGAACAUCCCUGAGGAUGACCCGCGUAACCCCGCUACCAUUGCUGACAAUGUCGGUGACAACGUCGGUGACGUCGCCGGUAUGGGUUCGGACCUUUUCGGCUCGCUCGCUGAGGCGACGUGCGCGCUGUUCUCUGGAUUUGGAAACCAGCUUGACCUGA